AUGAACGAUCGUCAUACAAAACCUCAUAUAUAUACUUCUGGUGCACAAAAAAGAAAAUUGAAGGUAGAACGUGAUAAACAGAUAGAAGAAGUUAUUUCCCAAAUUCCAAAACUGACCAACUAUUUUUCUUCUUCGAGGCAGUUAACAAAUGUUGUAAAUAAUGAUAUUACUAAUGAAAAUGUUGAAAUUUUAACCUCCAAAGAAAAUGAAACUAUGUGUGAAAAUGUAGUAAUUCAACAGUCUAGCUCAACAGCGGAGAAUAAUUCAUCUAUAGAAAAAAAAAAAUCAAAUGAUGAUUCUGAACAUCUUGAAUUAAAUGCCAAAAAUACCAAUAUUAUAGAAAAUGAACCCAUCGUAGAACCCGAAAUUUCAAACUCUUUUAUUGGUUUUAAAAAUGAUGUUGGUAUUUGGCCUCAAAAUUCUACUAAUGAAAUGAUAAAAUACUGGAUAAAACAAGGUUCUACAAACUUGCAAAACUGCGAUGAAAAGUUAUUAGAAACAAAAUCUUUCCUACAAAAUCGGGUUGAUCGCUCUGCAAAUAAUACUAGAAAAUGUUCUAUACAUUUUUUCAAACGGAUAACUAAAAAUAGAGAAGUUAUUAAUCGUAAUUGGCUAUGUUUCUCUCCAAUUACUGGUAAAUUGUAUUGUUAUAUUUGCAAACUAUUAGGGACAAAAAAUGGAAAGUUAUCUAGUGAUGGAUUUUGUGAUUGGAAGCAUGCAGCUGAAAAGUUAUCCCAACAUGAAACAUCAAAACAUCAUCUUGAAGCAAUUAUUGCAAUAAAUCAUCGAGCGAGAGAAAAUGAUUGUCUAGAUCAACAACUUCAAAAACAGAUAGCAGAAAUAUCUUCCUAUUGGCGCCAAGUUCUAAAGCGAGUAAUUAGCACGAUCAAAUUUAUUUCAGAACGUGGCUUAGCAUUUAGAGGAGAUGACGAAAUAAUUGGUUCACCAAGAAAUGGAAAUUAUCUUGGAAUUCUUGAAUUAGUGGCGGAGUUUGAUCCAUUUCUGUCAGCUCAUAUAAAAGAUCAUGCGAAUAAAAAAAGUGGUCACACAAAUUACCUUUCAUCAACUAUUUGUGAAGAAUUAAUUGAUCUUAUGGCUAAAGAAGUAUUAGGCGAAAUAAUUACAAGAAUUAAAAAAUCAAAAUAUUAUUCGGUAUCUGUAGAUUCUACUCCCGAUGAAGCACAUAUAGAUCAAUUGACUAUAGUAGUACGCUAUAUGGAAAAAAUGAAUCCAGUAGAAAGAUUUUUAACAUUUGUACCAAAUUGUGGCCACACUGGCAUUGAAAUGGCAAAUACUCUCAUUACAUUUUUGGACCAUCAUGAAAUUGAAUUGAUUGACUGCCGUGGUCAAUCAUAUGACAAACGUUAG
Molecule: messenger RNA, 1368 nt
Organism: Rhopalosiphum maidis (corn leaf aphid)
Lineage: Eukaryota; Metazoa; Arthropoda; Insecta; Hemiptera; Aphididae
Product: zinc finger MYM-type protein 1-like
Exons: 1
Coding region: 1-1368 (455 amino acids)
Source: RefSeq, a predicted model, not a curated record